UCAGGUCGGAACCUUCAGUAUCAAGCACUGGAGCGAUGCGGACUGUUUUUGCAGACGCACCUUCGCUCAGGAGAGUUUGAACAGUUUAGGAUGGCUCAAGCAGACAGCAGGGCUCUGGCUUUGGGAGUUCUGGCAGGAGCUGCUGGGAUCACCUUGGCGAUUGUCUGCUUCCGUAAAAUAGGAGCGGGCAGUGGCAGAGUCCUACACCUGAGCAGAAGCGCAGGCAGUCUGGAUCUGCAGAUGAGGCAGGCGGAGGUGCUGGAUCAGCUGGGUGCUCUGAUACACUGUGUGUCUGAGCUCAGAGAGGAGGUAAAAGCCUUGAAGGAUGCACUUCCACAGCUGCAGGACAGUGUCAGAGAUCAACUGAGGGGCAGGAGGGGGGACGAUAUCAGUGCUCACAAAGCACGUCCCCUUCAUCAAACUCCCAGUAGGAGAAAAAGAGCAGGAGGAGGAGGUAGAAGUGAAGGACAAAGCUCAGAAGAAGCAGAGAGUGAAGGAGGGUAUAUAACCGCACUGACAGAUUCUGAGGAAGAGGAAAGUGGCGAUGACCAAAAACCACUGCAGGAACCAGUGGAUGAACUCACAGCUCUGCUGCGGAAAGCAGACCGACUGCACAGCUGUAACGGGGCAGAAAAAGCACAAGGCCUGAAUGCUCUGCUGGAGAGGAAAGCAGAGUUCGAUCAGAAGUGCCAGUACCUUUGGCGGUUGUCCAGAGCCUAUGCAGAUGCACAUGAUUUUGCUCUAGACCGUGCAGAGAAGAAGAGCUGUGCUGAGAAUGGAAAAACAGUUGGUGAAAAGGUGAUUUCCAUCAAUCCACUGUGUGCUGAAGGUCAUCAGUGGUAUGCUAUACAUUGUGGGCUCCUGUCAGAGUAUGAGUCUAUUCAGAAUAAAAUAAAAAAUGCUUAUCUUUUUAAGGAUCAUCUGGAUAAGGCAAUAGAGUUGAAACCUGAAGAUCCUCUGUCGUAUUACUUGCUGGGCCGCUGGUGUUAUGCUGUGUCACAAUGUACCUGGAUUGAGAGGAAAAUUGCUGCUACUCUGUUUGGAGAGCCACCCAAUGCAACAGUCCAGGACGCCCUGCACAACUUCCUCAAGGCAGAAGAGAUCAGUCCCCAGUAUUCAAAAUUCAACUAUGUGUUUUUAGCCAAGUGUUACAAAGACUUGGGUCAGAGGAUUCAAGCCCAACAGAUGUGUGACGCGGCCUCUGCAAUGAGCAUUGAGACUUACGAGGAUGAGGAAGCACAGAAGGAAUUGGAGGCUCUUGUCGCAUCACUUUAAAUCUCCAACAAAAGGCAACAAAAGCUGUCUGUCUUUGUGUUCCGUCUCUUUGAACUGGACUGUAGCUGUACACAUGAACUAGUAAUGUUGGCCAGGAUUUACUGCACCUCUAUUCAAGGGGAGCCCAGCAGCAAUGUUUUGUUUAUUUAAAUUUUAUGCACAAAAUACUGUAUAUGUUUUGCAGGACAAUUUCUUUUAAUUCUUUUUGACUGUUUGUCCCCCAGAACAUUUUAGACAUUAACAAUAACAGUUGCAAUGCACAAUGUGGCCCCAUGACCAUCAGUGGCUGCUGUUAGAUUGAAUUUAGAAUGAAUUUCAGUUUCGUUAAGGAAUAGUUUGUCCAAAAAUGAAACUUUGCAGAAAAUGUACUCACCCUCAGGCCAUCCAAGAUGUAGAUACGUUUUCAUCAGAACAGAUUUAGAAAUGGAGCAUUACAUCACUUGCUCAUCAAUGGAUCCUCUGCAGUGAAUGGGUGCCGUCAGAAUGAAAGUUUUUCACAGGUUUUCACUUCACAAGAUGUUACAGUAAAUGAUGGAUUGGAGUUGUGUGGAUUAUUGUGAUGUUUUUAAUCAGCUGCUUGGACUCUCAUUCUGACGGCACCCAUUCACUGCAGAUGAUCCAUUGAUGACCAAGUGAUUUAAUGCUACAUUUCUCUCUCUCUACAUUUCAAAUGUCUGAAGCAAAGGUUUGAUGAACUUUGGCACAUUUGAUGAGUUCUUCCAGAAAAAAAAAGAAGAGCUGCUGAUAUGAAACGGUGUCCAAAGUUGUAAUUCUGUCAAAUAUUUGUAACUUUUCAUAGCAUGGUGCUCCCCCUAGAAAUGCAGUCUUUUGCAGGUUUUAGUGACAACCAAAGAACUGCCAUCUGGAUUGAAUCUUGUUAAUCACAUUCUCUUUGAUGAAUCUGUUUUGUUGUAUUUCAGUUAAAUAUAGUGAGCAGACAACUUGAAUGACUUUAGAUGUAGAUUUUAAUCGAAUAUGCAUUAUUUUUUGACCCAGAGAUGAUUGCUAAAUCCCUGACCAGCACAACAUCAGAGAAAUUAUGGGGACCAAGUGGACCUCAUGUUAUUAAUAAUAUUGUUUUAAUAUAAUUUGUUGGUGUUUAGCAUUAUGAAUGUAAGCAUUUUUUAUGUUGAAAUGAUGGCAAUUGUAUAGGACAUUUAUUUAUUGGUGAUCACUGAGAUUAGGUGAUUGUAAUGGUGCUUAUGACGAUUAUCACUUCACCUCUGCUGCUCAGUGCAAUACACAAUAAGGUGAAUUCAGUCUGUAUUGUAUGUUGAUCAUAGUUUGUUUCUUAUGCCAUUGGUGUGGCAUAAUUGAUAACUGUUAUAUAUCUCGUCUUUCUCACGUUUCUUUCUUUCAGUGUUAAAGGAGAAGUGCUCAUUUCCACAGCAUUAGUGACAGUGAACAGAACUGCAAAACCUCUGAAUGGCAACUAUUAUAAUUGUCAUUAUUUUUAAUUGUGCAAUUCUGUUUAGUGGCACAGACAUUAUACAGUUCACUUUUAACUUCAUAAAUGUAGGUCAGGUUUUCAGUCAGUAUUAUGCCUGUACACUCUUGUCCAGAAAGAAUUCAACCAUAGGGAAUGCCAGGAAGACAUGGAAGAAAAAGGGCUGAUUUUCAGGUGUCGGGCAAUGAUAUUACAGGGCACUCAUACUGACUCAACACUCAUCAGUUGUAAACAGAAAUAACCUUUUCAUGUCUGGACGUCUAUCUUUCCUUACAUCAGAACCACAGCAUGUCUUCAGGAGCAAACGGCUUCUGAUCCAGAGACUCUUCUGUACUGACAUGUUUUAUGUGGACUGACAUCAUGUUACUAAAGGUACCUGAGGUGGUCAUAAUGUCUUUGGUUAUUAGCCAUUUUAUUGUUUCUUACAUUUUGCAAUAACAGUACAUUUAGUAACACUUCCAUUUAGAAUUUUGGAGUCAGAUUUGUAAAUGUUUUUGAAAGAAGUCUGCAUUAAUUUAUUUAUAAAGCUGCAUUUAUUUUAUCAGAAAUGCAGUCAUAUUGUGAAAAUAUUCUUGCAAGUUAAAACAACUGAUGUCUAUUUUAAUAUACUUUCAAAUGUAAUUUAUUCCUCUGAUAUUAAAGCUGAAUUUCCAGCAUCAUUUCUCUAGUGUCACAUGAUCCUUCAGAAAUCAUUCUAAUAUGCUGAUUUG
Carassius gibelio (silver crucian carp) is the source of this 3432-nucleotide messenger RNA. Its product is annotated as regulator of microtubule dynamics protein 2. Lineage: Eukaryota; Metazoa; Chordata; Actinopteri; Cypriniformes; Cyprinidae. The coding region runs from base 91 to 1275 and encodes 394 amino acids. The transcript has 11 exons. The record is from RefSeq and is a predicted model, not a curated record. Gene Ontology annotation, molecular function: microtubule binding. Gene Ontology annotation, cellular component: mitotic spindle pole; cytoplasm; spindle microtubule.